Molecule: messenger RNA, 5486 nt
Organism: Phymastichus coffea
Lineage: Eukaryota; Metazoa; Arthropoda; Insecta; Hymenoptera; Eulophidae
Product: zinc finger CCCH domain-containing protein 18
Exons: 9
Coding region: 159-1547 (462 amino acids)
Source: RefSeq, a predicted model, not a curated record
CCGGCCACCACGCCGGCACGACUGCCCGCGCUCUCGCUCUUCUCCCGCACUCUGCCUUUUUUUCUUUUCUUUCGUCCUUCCCAUUGUUGUGUGCUGCCACUGCUACGUCUGCAAUCUGCGGCCGCUCCGCUACACCGUUCAGUUGAGAAAAGACAAAAAUGCCAGCCGCAGCGGCAGCAGCGGCAUCAGCGGCAGCUGCGCCGCCUGAGCCAGCGAUAGCCGACGCACCGAUAAUAAGAGACGAGGAUGACGGCCUUGACGAACCACCUGAACCUAAUCGUCGCGGCUCAUCGAGAAACGGCCUCAUGAAGCCUUUCGUCGUACUCGCGCUACCAGGCAUGUACCUAUUCUACAAGUACAGCCAAUAUAGACGCGAGCAACGUGAAGCGUCGAGGAGACGCGUUACCGAAAGAGAGCUGCAGCAUCUUCAUCACAAAAUCGACAAACUGUUGAACAAGCUCGAGGAGAACGAGCCAGAAAUGGCUUCAUCCCAAGAAGACGAGUGCGUAAUCUGCGUGAAUGCGCGGGCUACGAUGCAGACAGCGCCUUGUGGCCAUCGAGUCGUCUGCAGACGCUGCUUUGUAAAAACCAUUCAGAUGGCCGUGUCGCAACGACUGCUGCCCCUCAGAUGUGUCAUAUGCAGGGCAAAGAUCUUACGACUGAAACAGACUUUAAUCCCACGAGACUACUCGAUGUCGGGCAAGUCGUGGAUGUUGCCACAGAGUGCUUCGGAAUACAACAUGGGCGCGGGUGUACCUGUUGGCAUUGCUGGGCCUGGUGGCAGGUGGACCUCUGGCAAUGUGCCAGCCUCGGCGUCGCUUUAUUCUAUGACUAGUGGAUCCUCCUCUAUAUCCGGCGUGUCUUCCGUAUCGUCGGCAACAUCCUCGUCGACGAAUAGCAGCGGUAGCAGUUCAAGUAGCAGCUCGAGUCUGGGCAAACCAUCAAAAGUGCGGCAGCCAGCUGGCGCGUCUUUUCGGAAAACCCAGACUCAAUCGAUGAAAUUGCGCAUCCAGGAAUACCAAGAUCCGAUACAGCCGGCGCCAGAGGAGGAGGAGGUGUCGAGGGAUAACCGAAGACUGCCGCCGAUCAAGGAGUUUCAGAGGGAUUACAAAAUUGGAAAGGCUUCGACUAGGUUACGAUGCGCACAGAAAAUCGUCACACAACUGGAAAAAUCGCCGCCUCGAGCCCCACAACCAAGCACGUCGAAGCUCUCGGUGAAACCGUCGUCGGCGGCAUCGACGAAUCCCAGCAAAUCGGUAUCCACCUCGGCGACGACGUCGACGUCGAACGGCACGACGACAAAACGCACAGGCACAACUCCGAAGCCAUUGACCGCCGCACAAGAGGUACAGAAGACAAAGAAGGAGAAGGAACGAGCGAAAGAGCUGGAGAAAGCGGAAAAGGCCAGACUGAAGGAGGAGGAGAAAGCGGAGAAAGCGAGACAGAAGGAGGCGAAGAAGCUUGCGAAAGAGGAGAAAAAACGCGCCAAAAAGGAAGCUAAAGCGCGCAAGCGUGAAGCCGAGGAAGCUCUACUCAGGGAUAAGUGAGCAGUCGAGUGAACGGAAAAGUUCGAAAUUUCCCAUAUCAGAAAAAAGAAAAAAAACACGAAAAAAAAAAUAAAACAAAAACAGAUCUGUUUCAUUUGCUUUCGCGUGAGCGCGCUUUCCGUCAAUUCUAUUACACUUUACAACACGUACACAUCGACAGCGGAUAAUCAAAACUAACUGGAUAUAUAAAUAUCGUUUGUCAGUCCCCUGACUCCCUACUAUACGUGUAGAUACUAUGUAAAUAAUUGUAGAUGAACUUUAGAUGAUUCUCGCGGGAAAGCUGCCAAUAAUAAUUAUUUAGCAAAGGGAGUUCUUCCUUUAUUAUUAUUUUUUUCGUUUGAUUAAACACUUUUACGUAAUGGUUUUCACUAUUCAUUGCGCCUGAAAAAUUGUUUUGGAAAAUCACUUUGAGUAAGUCUAUUUGUUGGACGCGAUAUAAUAAUUAUACACAAGCCUGUAGAAUUUGCAAUAUGUUAUUUGCAAACGAAAAUCAAUUCAACAAAGAAUACGUUUUUCCAAAUAAUUGUUUGGCGCAGUGUAGCAGCUUUCUAUUUUCGCGAGUAUCACAUGCAGUCGCUAUGUAAGCCUAAUUUACAAUAUGAAAAUUCUCUUUUACUAUUAAAAGAACAACUAUAAACUAAACUCUAAAUAAUAAGAUUCAUUUCGGAGCUAAUGAAUGAAAAUUAUUAGUCCGAAACUAACAAAAACUCCAACAAAAAACUAACUGUAGAAUAACUAAAAGCAUUUGAAAAGUUACAAUAAAAACAAUUAAGCAACAAAAAAAAUUAACAUGUAACGUUGAAUUUUAAAAGAAAUAAAAACCAGCGCAGUUUUCUUACACUUAUUUAAAAAAAAAGAUGUAUCGACUUAUAUAAGCGUAAACUGUUUUCAGCCUAAAAAGAGAAGAAGCGACGCUUCCUCAUGUGAAUCGGCGACAAAUCAAAAGCAAUUUUUCGGUUUCGACCCACCCGCUCGUAUUGCGCACUUUUUUCUCGUAAUAUACACCGUCGAUUCUCGGAAUAGCGACCCCUCUUGCGGAAUAUUAGUCGUAUUUUAAUGCUCGAUAUAUGCACAUAUCAUCAAUUUACGUAAUGAAAUAAUUAAUCGUAAAUAAUUUGUGUCGUUCUUUCCAUCGCUGAAUUCGUUGUAUAGUCAUGAGAAUAUAGUCAAUUAUAUGAAUUUAUAAAAAAAAAACAACGCGCCCAAAAAUUGGAAAAGGUGCGAUCCAACGAAUGACAAUGAAAGUCAUGUAAAUAGUUAUGUAUAUCGAUUUCGUUAAUGAAGAUAUAUAUGCGCCAGUCGCUAUUCCGUGAGUCGACUCGCAGGAAAACGAUCUGAAUACGAUACGAUUAAACUACUCUAUCUAGCGAUGGAGAAAAAAAAAUGACGCGAUAGUCGCGGGUGGCCAAAACGCGUGAAAAUAACAAAUAAAAAAGUAUCAACGUCGCGCAACGCUGACGUUGGCGAACAUAUGAAAUACGAAAACGACGCGCACAGGUACACAGACAAAAAGAAUUACGUAUACAUAUAUAAAUAUACCCGAACACACGAUGUUGGCAAUAAUUUUAAAACUCGAAGGAAUGAGUGUGAGUUUGCAUGGUAAUUAAAACGCGAUGACUUAAAACAGAAUCUCACGUAUGUGCAGCCACUCGAAGCACUCGCGUCGAUUCGACCAUUAUCGCAGUCGCCAGUACUUCAAUUGAAAUGCAUUUAAAUACAAACCCCGAAGAAACCUCAUCGCGUUUGUAUAAUUCGUAUAAUGUUGACGAAUAAAAAAAAGGUGUAAAGGGUUCGUAGGAGUUAUUUACAAUUAAUAGACUAAUUAUUAAAAAGACAUUAGCGAGCUGAGUAAAAAGGCACACAGAUAUACAUUAAUAUAUAUUACCCGGAGGGCUAAUUUUUAAAAAAUCAAUUAGCUAACGAUUGGGUCGCCGCGAAUCCUGGCGCUAAUUAAUCGUUACCUUAAUAAUUGUCCUAUCCGCAGGCGAUCCGACCUAGUUUGUUAAAUUUCUUCGUAAGGAUUCAACACACACACACACACACACACACACACACACACACACACCCAUAUAUUAUCGUUCACGCCACAGCGGCAUACGUAUCGACACGCAAGAUCAAUAAAAAAUAACAGGAAGAACUUUUCGUUGUCUUUUAUGCAGGUUCGAGAGGUAAUGGUUGAAAUAAAAAAAAAAUAUAUAUAUAUAUAUACAUUACGACACACGUGUUUCGAUGUUCGACUACGAUGUUGUGAUAAAUAACGUUGGAUAUUUCGUUUGUGUUGCAAAUUGUUGUGCGAAGUUUCACGCGGAUAUUUUGUAUAUCGUAUGUUGUCUGGAUAUACGUGAUGCGUUUGGUACGAAGAUACGUAAUGUCUUCUACGCGAUCGUGUAGAUGAACAUUUUGAAGAGAAGAAGAGAAGUCUUUUUAAAGGGAAUUUCGUGUAUACGAUCGCGUAUAUAUUUUAUAAUGAUCCUCAGUAUUAUUUAUUGUUUUGCGUUUAGAAAUAAUCGGUCACACGAAGCAGAAUAAUUGUAUGUACAAAUUUGAUUAUUAGUUUAGACUUUUUAUAGCUGACUUUUGUACGUUUUUAUUUGAAAACAAAAAUGAUGAAAAAAUAUUAUACAAAUCGUUAUGUGUUUCGUAGAUCUUAGGAUUUCUGUCCAAGAGACACGUUCGCGAGGCAAGUAACGUAAACAAAUCUACGAUUCAUACUUGUAGUACUACCCGAUUGUUUUCGUAGCUUCAUACACACGCAUCUAUACAGAAUUGACACACAAGCUGUAUUACCGUGAAGUCAUUGCCUAUAUUGUCAUUUAGUUUGUAGACCAUGAGACGUAGCUUAGUCGAGACAAAGGUUAGUGACAAUUUCACUGAUCAUCUUAUUACAAGGGAAGAAAAAUACUGUGCCAAUUAAUAGAUAGUUUUAGAAUAAAGAAAAACUUUUUUAUUAUGAUCCCCUCGAAGACAGAAAAACAAUAAUGAACCGGCACGAAAAUGCGAUGCACUGAGAAAUAAGAGCGAAAAAUUUAAAAGACGUUGGUGAUACAUGUAGCAAUCUUAAAAUCAAUCAAGUUCAUUCGCCGAAGCAAGAUUUUUAUAGUUUUUACAUUACUCCUGGUUUCUUUGCAGCAGGUACAUAUUUUCGACACUGCGCUUUUUCACUUCGCUCGCGUCGCUCGAGCGAAGAACGGCGAGUUGCCCCCUCCCCCUCCACAGUACGACGUAAUCAGCCGUGAAAAAGAUGAAAGAACAAAAGCAUACACACGUGUAUAAUAAAUCACGUUACACGAGAGCUAAAAGAAAAAAACGAAAAUUCGUAGUGCGAUAACUAUUUAGCGGGAAAAGACCGUAGGAACAAUGACGAGUAGCUUUGUUCAUUUUCUACGCAAGCUUCUAUUAGACAAUUAUAUAUACAGGCAAAACUUUCAGAGAAGAAGAAAAUGAAGAAUGUCAAAAGGUAAUGCAAUUAUUUUGCGUUAGACGCUCAUACGUUGUAGUUUUUUCUUUUGUCUCGAUUGUGUAUUGCAACAGUGCGUGAUAUAGACCUAGAAUAUCGAAAAAUGGCAUUAAAAUCGAGCUAAUUUACCAUUUUCCAGUAGUUUUGUUUCAAUAAACUCAUUAAGCAAAACAGAAAACUUAAGUGGCGCAGCGUAUACGGGAAUUUUGAGUAUAUGAAUAUUUAUGUAUGAACUUGAAGCGGUGUGCUCGAUCUGUAGAACCAGCGGUGGCUAUGAAAAAUAAAACAAACAAACAAAUCAAAUAAAACGUUAUCAUAAAUGUUAGAUAAUCAUUUGUUUCUCUAUUUUAAUUACACCCCUUGUAUGUUCCUCUUGAAACCGUAUUUUUUUAAGAAUGUUUUUACUUGGUACAGUGAUCUUUUGUUGUAAUAACCAAAAAUAUGGGACACCAUUAAGAAUAAAGAGCAAUUUGUUAAAAUUU